AGAAGAGAAGAGGGAAGAGGAAGAGAGGAAGGAAGAGGAGGAUCUGUUAGCUCAAAUACUUUUGAUCUAAGCGAGAGAAACUCUGUUUAAAGCACGGAAACAGAGUCUGUGAGCCGGGAGGAGGAGAACCGGGAGAGAGCAGCGGAGAGAGCUGGGAAAGAGGAUCAUGUUUCUGUUGAAGGGCCCCGUCACUCUGAAACCUCGUAUCUCCAGACUGUUUUCCUCUUUACCCACUCUGACUCUGUUCACUAAGGAUCCGUGUCCUCUGUGUGAUGAAGCCAAAGAGCAGCUGCAGCCUCUCAGACACAGAUUUGUUCUGCAGCAGGUAGAUAUCUCCCUCCCCCAGCACGCUGUCUGGAGGCAGCGUUACGCUCUGGAUAUUCCCGUCUUCCACCUGAACGGACGCUUCGUGAUGAAGCAUGGCGUUGACCUGCAGCUGCUGGACUCCCUGCUGAGGGACGAACAGGGGACGGGAGGACAGGAGGACACAUGAAGACGCUUUAAAUAAAUCCUCAAUAAAGAAUAAAACCAGUCAGUCA
Messenger RNA from Eleginops maclovinus (Patagonian blennie), 539 nucleotides. It is a transcript of the gene c4h5orf63, whose product is annotated as chromosome 4 C5orf63 homolog. The coding region runs from base 167 to 493 and encodes 108 amino acids. NCBI's taxonomy places the organism in Eukaryota, Metazoa, Chordata, Actinopteri, Perciformes, Eleginopidae. The record is from RefSeq and is a predicted model, not a curated record. The transcript is spliced from 4 exons.